AUGUUCAAAAAGGAAAACUUACGGAAAAAUUUUCUGCGAGUGAAGCAGAAUAUCGACCAGAAUCUGGGAAGAGCUGAACAGUCUAAAGUAUUGACAGAGGACCAAGAGGAGAAUGAGAAAAGAGUGGAAGCAGUCAAACAUGCCUUUCAGAACAUUACAAAGAAAGCAGCGGCUGUCCUGCAAACUACAGGCACCACUGAUUUUGACAAAAAGCUGAAAAAGCUUCCAGAGACAGCACUUAGCAAUGCUAUACUAGAAUCUGCACAGUCUUUGGGAACAGACACUUUGCUUGGCUCUGUUUGCCAACUCACUGGCGACUGUCAGAUGAACUUGUCUCGUGAACAAGUUCAGUAUGAGGAGACAGUUGAGCAGGAGUUCAUCAUUCCACUGCAGACAGUUGUUGAUGUUGACAUACCCAGCAUAGUGAAAUGGAGAAAAGCAUUAACAAAGGCAAUACUUGAUAUGGACUCUGCUAAAAAUAGGUUGAACCAGAUAGUGAGACAGUCACAAGUGCCUGGCGCUAACAUGACUAGUGCUGCUGCCAAAGCUGAUGUUGUCAAGGAUGAAUAUGAGGAAGCCACUCAGAAAGUUGAGAACAUUAAGGACAACUUAUCCAUAGAACUGUGCAAUUUUGCUUCCAAAGAAAGUGAGCAGAGCAGCAGACUGUUGAUUCUUCUUGAGGCUCAAGCCAGCUAUCACAGAAGAGCACUGGAAAUAAUAGAAGAAUGCAUACCCCACGUUGCAUUCGCAAUAAAAAACUCUUCAGCCAAGCCAUGUUAUGGAAUGCCUCUAGAAGAACACCUUCGUCUGAUGUGCCGUGACAUAGCCUUGGUAUUAGAAGCUUGUAUAUUAACUCUUUUAGAAACGGGCAUUGAAGAAGAGGGUUUGUUUAGACUUGCUGGAUCUUCAGUAAAGUUGAAAAAGCUGAAAGCUUGUUUUGAUGCACAUUCUGUUGAUAUGGAAGAAUUCAGUACUGAUCCACACACUGUUGCUGGCGCUCUAAAGCAGUACCUGAGGGAGCUGCCAGAACCCUUACUCACCUUUCAGCUAUAUGAUGAUUUUAUUCAGGCUGCCAUGUUGCCACAAGAUCAACGCUUGCAAGCUUUGUGGAGUGUAAUACAUCAGCUGCCUAAACCAAAUUACAACAAUUUUAGAUAUCUGAUAAAGUUUUUGGCCAAACUGGCAGAAAGGUGCGACGUCAACAAGAUGAAACCUAGCAACAUAGGUAUUGUCAUUGGACCAAAUCUCCUGUGGUCAGAAAGAAGUGAUGCGCCAAACAUGAUGUCUACAGGACCAGUUAGUGGCAUCAUUGAAACAGUGGUCACCCAUGCAGACUGGUUUUUCCCAGGAG
Molecule: messenger RNA, 1351 nt
Organism: Candidula unifasciata
Lineage: Eukaryota; Metazoa; Mollusca; Gastropoda; Stylommatophora; Geomitridae
Source: the annotation of a GenBank genome assembly